AUGACACUUCCACCUGGUAAGCGACAACGUCGAUUGAUCCUAUCUGACGAUGAUGAACCUGUGGUCAAGACUCGGAGAGCUCCGCCUCGUCUGGCUUCAGUGCCCACGAAGACACUUCCAACACGAAAGUCUACCCAGUCAAAUGCAACAACUAAGAAGCCGAAAGUGAAUAAUCCCCCAAAGGAUACCCCCAAGUCAUCUCCUGAGAAGGGAACCAGAGGGGACCUUAAAGUAAAAAAGCAAAGCAAGUCGUUACAUACCUUCUUUGGCAGAGCCACCGAAGAACAGCGAUGGGCUCGAAAGGACAAGACUCCUCCAUCGGUUCUCGAGGACGGCGAGAACGGAGAUGACAUAGAAGAUGACUCUCUAGAUGAAGCGUUUGCCGAAGUCGCAAAUGCUGAAGCGGAUGAGAACAAAGUUCUUGACCGGAGGAAAGCAGCAGAGCUUACCUUGCGGACCGGAGCGUUGAAAUCUUUCGGAAAUGGUGUUCCCUCAAGUCAGAAGUUUGCGAAGCCAUCGACACCAGCAGCAAAAGAGAACAAGGCGUUUCCAGCGCAGGAUAAUGACGUUUCCAGUCGACCUUGGGCGGAGAGAUUUGCACCUGUAUCUCUUGAUGAGCUGGCUGUACACAAGAAGAAAGUUACAGAUGUCCAGAAUUGGCUGAGUGCUGUCUUACAGGGCCGAGAUCGACGUCGACUACUUGUCUUGAAGGGCCCUGCCGGCAGUGGCAAGACUACCGCAAUGUCAUUACUCUCAAAGGCCAUGGGGUUUGGCAUAUCAGAAUGGAGAAGUCCUACUGUUGCUGAUAGUGGCUUGAAUUCCUUCUCCGCUCAAUUCGACGAUUUCCUGAAUAGGGCCGGGGCCUUUGGGACUCUCAACUUUUCAGGCGACAAGUCUCAGCUAGACCAAUCAGCAACGCCAACAGAACUUGAGAAACGAGUACUACUGGUUGAGGAGUUUCCAAGCACUAUGACUCUAUUCUCUUCUGCUCUUGCAUCAUUUCGGAACAUACUUUUACAAUAUCUUGCAGCCGCGGUUCCUCCACGCUCGGCUGCAUUCGAGCAGUCAAAAUCAAAUCUCACCUCGCACCCACCCCUUGUGCUGAUCAUCUCUGAAUCUUUGUUGACAUCCGCUACCGCUUCUGCAGAUAGCUUCACAGCUCACAGGCUUCUUGGACCAGACCUGUGCAACCAUCCAUAUGCUACUAUCCUAGAGUUCAAUCCUAUUGCUCCAACUCUGGUCACGAAAGCAUUAGAGCUAGCAAUCAGAAAGGAAGCAAGAGUUUCCAAGAGACGGAGGGUACCCGGACCGGCCGUCCUAAAACGACUCUCCGAACUCGGUGAUGUAAGGAGUGCCGUCAACGGACUGGAGUUUCUGUGUGUACGAGGUGACACUGAUUCUGACUGGGGUGGCACAACCGCGACAAAAAUAAAGAAGUCCAACAAGAGCAGCUCGGGAUUGACAAGUAUGGAGAAAGACUCGCUAGAGCUUGUCACCCAACGAGAGGCAACUUUAGGCAUUUUCCAUGCCGUUGGAAAAGUCGUUUGGAACAAGAGAGAGGAACACCCAAUCGCAGAUCCAACAAGUGAACCAUCACCUAAACCACCAGAUCACCUGUCAGCGUUCGACAGGCCAAAAGUCUCACAAGUCGAUAUUGACGAACUGCUCAACGAGAUUGGCACGGACAUCCAAACAUUCACAGCUGCCCUACAUGAAAACUACAUCCUAUCAAGUAACGGCUCCCAAUUUACCGAGUCAGCGGCAAAUUGCACCGACUUCCUCUCCGACAGCGAUCUCAUCAGUCCAAGCAGUAGACAGCUCACACGUUCGUGCCGUUCAAACCUCGGAGCCGGAGGCAGUCUUACACAAGCCGCCGGCGGCGUUGACAUGCUUCGCCAAAACGAAAUCAGCUUUCAGAUCGCCGUCCGCGGACUACUAUUUUCCUUACCAUCACCCGUAAGCAGAGCCUCACAUCCAAAUGGCAGGAAGGGCGACUCGUUCAAGAUGUUCUAUCCCGCUUCACUGAAGAUAUGGAAGCCGAGCGAGGAGAUCUACGAUCUUAUUUCUCUAGAAAUGGGUCGUAUGUUGACUCCUGCAGGCACCGGCAGUCCUGGAUCCGCGAACCAUGGUGGCAGCAGAGGAGAAGGCGUCGAGUCAUGGAGGUCGAGAAGUUUCUCUUCCUUCUUACCUGCAAAACAUGAUCACGAUAUCGGUGCUGCUCAAGAAGAAGGAGCGCACGGAGAUUCAAGUCCUCCUCGUGUGUGGGCUACCCGCGACGAGGUCCUACUCGAGCGUCUGCCCUACAUGGCCCGAUUAAAAUCAGAGAAUACCCGUGAGAUCAAGAAGAUCACACAGCUUCAUGGCAUUCAAUUGAACGGGGAAGACGAAGCAGAUGAGCACAGUACCGAAGCUGCAGAAGUGGAUCUCUCUGCUGCGGACGAGACGACCGAUCGGGCCGUCUCUGCUUCGCCACGGAAAGGAGGGAGCGGGAGCUGGCGUGGUGUCGAUGCCAAGAGGCAGGAUUUGAUGAUGCGCAGCACCCGGGUGGGCGUGAGCGUUGAGAAUGAGGAGGCCAGACUGGAGAAGUUGUAUAUCUCGGAGGAUGACAUCGAGGAUGAGUGA
Molecule: messenger RNA, 2622 nt
Organism: Endocarpon pusillum Z07020
Lineage: Eukaryota; Fungi; Ascomycota; Eurotiomycetes; Verrucariales; Verrucariaceae
Exons: 2
Coding region: 1-2622 (873 amino acids)
Biological process (GO): DNA damage checkpoint signaling; mitotic DNA replication checkpoint signaling; DNA repair
Molecular function (GO): chromatin binding
Source: RefSeq, a predicted model, not a curated record